Molecule: messenger RNA, 4797 nt
Organism: Orussus abietinus
Lineage: Eukaryota; Metazoa; Arthropoda; Insecta; Hymenoptera; Orussidae
Product: centrosomal protein of 162 kDa
Exons: 10
Coding region: 75-4469 (1464 amino acids)
Biological process (GO): cilium assembly
Cellular component (GO): centriole; axonemal microtubule; centrosome
Source: RefSeq, a predicted model, not a curated record
AUGUCAAGUCUGUCAAACUUGUCAAAUCUUUGGCGUUCUUGUGACAUUAAGCGAGAGUAGGAAGGUUCGUCGAAAUGUCUCAGGAAAAGAAAUGCGUCCACCAAACGGAAGACGUAAGUGAGCCGGUUUCGACAGAAGAGGAUACGUUUGGGUCUUCGAUAAGCUUCAGUGUCGGAGAGAACUCGGUUAGGAUUAAGGAGAAGCCGAAAACUGCAGCGGAGACAGAAAAUAAGCCAGAGGCUGAUAAGUGGUGGCUUAAGAGACCAGAGACUCGAAUGGGCAGUUUUGAUUGGAAAAGUGUUCACGCGAAGGGCAAAGCUUCGCCCUCACCUUCUCCGGAUGUUAGUUCGUCGAUGAAGGAAUUUUUAGAAAAGGAGAGACUGUGCAAAGCUUUACAUAAGAGCGAGGGCGAGGUGAAAGACAAAGACGAUACCCUUUGCGACAUUCUAGCUUCCACUGCCUUCGACAAGUAUCCGUCCGACUUUGAGAAUGCCACUGACGAGGAUAUUGGUAGUAUCUUAGAGGAGAUGAGCAAGAUUGCUGGAGCACUAAGUCCUAAUACUGCUCCGGAACAUACUAAGUCAGGACAUUCUAGCAAAAAUCCUACCGAAGAGGAAAAAUCGGUUGAGGAAUUACUGGAGGAAGCGGAGAAACUAGUGCAAAAGAACAGCGGAACUAUUUCAAAGAGUGGCUCGAAGUCUGACACAUUACUUCCAGAAAGUAAUGUGAACCAGGAGCCAACGGAGAGUUUGGCCAGAGUAAGACAUUUGGAGGCACAUAUCUUUGAGAUGAUCGAAGCUGAAGUACACAAAGAGUCAGAAAAGAUUAAACGGAGUCCAAAGAAUGAGAAGAAAAGGGAGUCGAGUCCAAGUUUUGAAAUUGUUUAUGAAAAUCUCAAACCUGCUAAGACCUUGGAACUUCAGCGGAGGAGGUUCGAGGAGCAGAAAGUGGAGAUAUCCAGCAGCUCUGAUUUGGACGAUCCGAUUGAACGACACUCGAAAUCUGAAGAAUUCAGAGCAACUAAAAAAGUAGAGCCUAAGGACAACCUUCAGAAAGAGAUCACUGAUGUCGAUAAGGACUUCUUCGAUGGCAUACUCAAAAGGUCCAAGGAAAAGCUGGAAGGUGGAUUAUCGGGAAGCUCCAGUUUUGGUCAGGAAGAUUUCUCCCAUUUUCUGAAACUACUGCAGGGCCAGAAUGAUAAGGAGAAACCUUUGGAAAACCAAGAUAACGCAUCAUUUCUUUCGGUACAUAAAUCACAGGCACAAAACAACGGAGAGAAGAGUCCUGCAUUUCCUGAAAAAGAGAUCUGGGAAAUUCUAGAAAAGGAAUUUCCUAAGGUUGAACCAAAGAAACCGGUGCAUGAGAUCGUAGAAUCAGACUCCAGUGGAAGAUCCGGUCCUACGGAGAAGUCAUCGAAGAGUCAAGGAUCUUGUUCCGGGCGCUCCGCCACAGAUUAUUCAAAGAAAAAUAUUUCUACACAGAAAUAUUCCAAAGAGCGGAAGUGUUUGAAGCAGAAAGUGAGUGAAGAUAAAAAAGUGAAGGAUUCAAAUAAUGAGCUUUACGAAGUAGGUCUCACGCCGAGAUUAGAACUGUUUGCUGAUGCGAUUCCGAAACUCAUUGCUGAGAAGUCCAGUGAAAACUUGAAGAAGCAAGAGCAAGAAGAAAUUGAGAAAGUCCACAAAGACAAGGAAAAAGCCCAAAGUGAUGUGCGAGUUUUGACUCAACAGUCUUCAAUGGAGCGAAAUGCUAAACAUCCUGAAAAUAUUAGCCAUAAGGAAACUCCCAAAGAUGCCGAAGAAGCUGUGAAUUUAAUUUUAAGAAAAGACUCUCCACAUGCGCAAGUGUCUAAUAAUCCGACUAUUAAAAAUUCUACGUUUGACAAAUCCAAGUCCAACGAACAAGAGUGCAGACCCAUAAAUAAUUUAACCAUGUCGUUGGAUAAUAUCAAAGACAUAAAGCCAGUGGAACCGUUAAGAAAGUCAACUGUUGUCGUGCCAAAGAAAUCCCCUUUAUCAAAGUCGAAGUUGCCACCAAAACCAGUGUCAAAGUUUGUGACUAAGGUGAAAUUAUCUCCGAAACCUAGAAAGGAUUCUAAUGUAGGCUUAGCUUCGGUAGCUUUUGGAUCUAGGGUCCCUAUGGUUAAAUCCACGGAGAGCCUUUCGAAGUAUUCUCUUGCCGGAGGAGACACAAAAAGGAACUUAUCGAAGAGCGACUGGGAAGUGCUAUGUCGCGAAGAGAGACAUAAAAAUGCUUUGUUAAAAGAACAAAUAGACUCCGAGGCGAAGUUAUAUAAGACCCAGAUGGAGAGCAUGCGGACAGCUUUCGAGGAAGAAUUGUUCGCUUUAAAGAAGCAAAACAUCCUUUUGAAAGCCAAAGUCGACGAGAUGUCGCUGAACGAGAAGAGACCAGAGGUUCGGAAUAAAAAUGACGUUAAGCUUCUCUCUCUGGAAAGGGAACUGAACAAACAGGAGAAUCUCAUUCAAGCUUAUGAGGUUGAGAACAAGAAAUUGGUGCAAGAAGUAAAGUGUUUACAGGAUCAAAUGAAGAGUAUGCAAAAGAAACAAAAGGCUGCUCCAAUGCAGGCCAAUGAAUCGCAGCAAUUGUUGGAUCGCAUAAAAGAUUUGCAGGAAGAAGCUCUGAAGACUCGCUUGGAGGUCUCUGCCCUUCGAGAGAAGAAUACUGACUAUUCGAUGAAGAACGAUGACCUGAUCCAGCAGAAUAGUUUGCUUAAGGAGGAACUGGAAAUGUUUAAGGAGCAAUUACGUACAAAGAAUAACUACAUAAACGAUCAGCUGCAAAUGAUGACUACUGCAGAAUCAGAAUUGAAGAAACAAGUCGAGGACCAGAGGGUGGAGUUAGGUUCGAAGACGGAGCAACUGAGAUCGACAAGAUUUGAGUUGGAGAAGCUGCGCCAGGAAGUUCUUCCCAUGGAAAAGGAGUUAUUGGACCUGAAACAGAAAGAAGUGUACAUGAAGGAAAAGCUUCAGGUGUCGAAGAGUCACGUAGAAAGGGAGAAACAGCUUUCGCUGAAAUUGAAGGAUCAGGUAAUCCUGGAUAAUAAAAGGAUCCUGGAUCUGACUCGUCAGGUGCGAGAAAUGGAGAGGAUCCUGAAGAGGAAGAACCCAGACUCUGUCUCCGCUCUGAUACUUGCUGCCAACUCUGAACACGAAAAGAUAGGAACGGAGAAGGUCAGGCUUCUAGAAGAAAGGAUUACGGUUCUCGAGGGGGAAAUUAAAAUCAAGGAAGAUAGUGCUCAACGAAUGCUCCUUGAUUUCCAGAAGAAAUUUACCGAAAUGAAAGACAGAUACGACUCGCAGGUGUUGGACCUUGAAGGGAAACUUCUCGAGGCGACUGAAAUGAAGCGCAAGGUCUUUAACGACAUGUUCACUCAAACUGCGAACACGCACGUAGAAAGUAAAGGAGUUGAGACGUUGAAAAGAGAAGAAGCCACCAAAGCAGCGUCUUUCGAUAGGGAUGAGAAGAAGGAACCGAAAGCCGUAAAAGUUGGGCCAAAGUCUCAGAACCCAAAAGAGGAUGCGCAUCUGAUCGCUACCAUUCGAGGGCUCAAAUUGGAGUUAACUAACAAGGAGAAGACUGUCUCGAAGUUGACCAAAGAGUUUCAGGAAUUGCAGAAAACUAACAGGAGGCUUCAGAAGGAGCGCGAGAAGCUACUGAACGAAAGGAAGUCCGUCAGAAGUUUGGAAACCGAUAGGAAUGGCAAAGGACCUUCCGAUCCCAAAUCGAUUACCCCGAAGACUACAGAGAACGAUCAGAACUCCAAUGUGUAUCAGAAUGGACACUUGCCAGCUUCCAAUUCUCAAAGACUUUCCGCCUCGAAUCAGAGACUCUACGACCCUCUUCAGUAUUCCGAAUCCGGAGAAACGGCCACAACGAAAAGACUCGUCAACGAAAACGACAUCUUAAAGGAAGAGCUGAACAAAGUGAACAGGGACUUUAUGGCUCUGAAGAACAAGCGGCUUCAUGAUCUGAAUCUUCUUCAAGAAGAACACGAGAGGGAGAUGGCAGCUCUCGUCAAGGAAUACAGCAUCAAAUUUGGUGACUCUAAAGUGGUAAAGUUGCAGGGUCAGAUUAAUACGCAGGUCGCUGUAAUCUCACAUCUGAAGGAGCAGAUUGAAAAGUUGAGAGACUACAAAGAGCAGGUGGUGGUCCUCAGAGCUGAAAGGGAGCAUUUGGAGAACAAGGUGAAAAGUCUGACGGAGAAGGUGAAAUACUUAUCAAGCCCGGGCACCGAGCAGCUCCAGUUGUUGCAGGAUAAAAUCACAAUUCUUCAGCAGCGCCACGAAAGCCGGGAGAUGACUCUACAAGCUUUGGUCAGAGAUCUGCUCCGAAAUAAGACUCAGUGCAAGAAUUGCAAGGGGGAGACUGGGAAAAACAAGCAGCUCUGCUAUUUCAGGCUAGAGCUGGACCACAUCCUAGGAAUGCUCCAAGAAAUUGCGAACGAGCAUUAAAACCGAGUUAGAAUAAGUUCGAGACCUUCUUCAGAUGGAUGUCAUAGCUGGGGUUCAUUUCGAACCUAAUUUAGCUGAAAAAGGAACGGCUUUUGUUAGAGUGUCAACACAGAAUUUCUUAAUACAUUCGCGAGCGGCAAAUUUUUUCCCUUUCAAAUACUGAAUACCGGCGAAAAUAAUGAAAUUCUGAAACUGGUUGCCGCAAACUUGUGUCGUUAAAGUAAGGAUAAAAAUGAUGAAAUUUGUGCGCUGCGCCGCCUAACGAUUAGUGAGCCAACUAAGCAGGACGUGAUUUCACGUCAGCGGUCGCGAAUGUGUUAAGGUGAUA